CUUUAGUGUUCCACGUCCAAUGACACACCAGCUUUGCCUUUUCCAACUUCACAACGACCAUAAGGAGCGUUCCAAUCGAAGACAAAGGAAACACUCGAUUUCAUUUUGGAUGAACGAAUCUUAUCACGAGAACCAGAGAAACUCUUUUUGUAACUACUGUGGCGGCUUAUUAUUAGUCUCCAAUGACGGAAAGGUUGGCUUUUGUAGAGUCUGUAAGAAAACAUCAGAGAGUUAUUCAAAGGGUGGCGAAAGACAAUUUCGACCCUUGAAGCCUUCCGAGUUUUUACGAACACUCUCUGCGAUGAAAGAGGAAGAAAACCAAACUGUCACUGCUUCUGAAAAUAAUCAGGCUACGGUGAAAGAAACUUGUCCUCAGUGUGGUCAUGACACUCUACUGUUUCGUACAGCUCAACUUCGAUCGGCUGACGAAGGUCAAACCAUUUUCUAUACUUGUCCCAAGUGUAGAUAUAAGUUUUCUGUUAACUCUUGAAUGCACUGUUUAAGCAUAUUAUUUUGUUAUUUGUCUUUGCUUCUUGACACUGGCGUUGAAGAAAAUUUUUCACGAGAAGAAGGAACAAACAGUCGAAGCAAAGAAAUAGGAGAGCCAACGAACGUUGCAUUGCUUGUUUCAUUUAGGGUUGUGUUAUAUUCAUGC
Galdieria sulphuraria is the source of this 655-nucleotide messenger RNA. RefSeq names its product DNA-directed RNA polymerase I subunit A12. The record is from RefSeq and is a predicted model, not a curated record. Gene Ontology annotation, biological process: DNA-templated transcription; termination of RNA polymerase I transcription. The coding region runs from base 20 to 490 and encodes 156 amino acids. The transcript has 4 exons. Gene Ontology annotation, cellular component: RNA polymerase I complex. NCBI's taxonomy places the organism in Eukaryota, Rhodophyta, Bangiophyceae, Galdieriales, Galdieriaceae. Gene Ontology annotation, molecular function: DNA-directed RNA polymerase activity; zinc ion binding; nucleic acid binding.